Messenger RNA from Hippoglossus stenolepis (Pacific halibut), 4757 nucleotides. It is a transcript of the gene rnf216, whose product is annotated as ring finger protein 216. The record is from RefSeq and is a predicted model, not a curated record. Gene Ontology annotation, molecular function: zinc ion binding. Lineage: Eukaryota; Metazoa; Chordata; Actinopteri; Pleuronectiformes; Pleuronectidae.
GCGAAACGUCUACCGUGCGUGCGUGACGUCACGGCUGUUCUUGUUUUGGCUGUUAGUUUCGUUAUUCGCGGAUUUUCAGUUCGUCGAGAAAACCUCCAGCGACGGUUUCCUCCCGACGAAGCUGCGCCGACCGCGAGCGUCUGUCUGUGCGUUAGCCCAUCGACAUGUUGGCCCUGGAGCCGCGGGAAGCACGGGAAUACUGACAGAAAUGGUACUGAUGGAGCAGUGACCCAGUGUAGGUGGCUUCAGGGAGCUGGUAAGUGUAGUUUCACGAUGGCAGAUGGGGGCAGCGACGACGAUGUAAUACACCUGGCAAGUUUCAACAUCCACCGCAGCCAAGGCUCCCGUGCCCGUAAGAGGGAACUCAUCACCAUUUCUGACGACUCGGACGAGGAGCCUGUGACUCUGGUACCAGGGAGUCCUGUUUUAGUCCCGGAUGAUGCCGAUGACGACGUCAGCAUAGUUGAGCAGCUGACUCCCGCACGCAGACAUCUGAUUCGCCCAGCAGCGAAAUGGAGUGGAGCUUCUCAAAACCUAAUCCAAGUUGUAGUUCAUACUACAACUCCCGGAGUUCCCACAGGGGACCCUAGCUCUGUUCCCUCCACCUCCAGAGAUACCAAUGCCAACUCCUCCGCAGGAAGGCCAGCCAUACGAACACAAACAACAGUGCAGUCGGGCACUUCUGGAAACACACAGCCACAACCAGGCUCCUCUUCGUGCAAACUGACCCCGUCAAAACUGACCUUGACAAAAUCACAGAAACAGGACGGUACAUCAACACAUACAAAUGUGGAGCUCCAUGCAGUCUCUUCUGUCCAGAACCCAUCUACCUCCACAAAUUUCAAGGCUAACGCCAUCUCAUGCAGAACACCUAUUCAAGUACUUGUUCAACCUCAGCCCAGCACAUCUGGGCUAGCACAACCUAAAGCAGGCUCUUCAGCACAUGUACCGGUGGAGGCCCAGGCAAGUACCUCUGCUGGUGCCACACACUCUUCUUGUGCGGUUGCAGUUAGAACAACAAACUCUUCUACAAAGACUCAAGAACAGCCAAGUACAAGUACUCAUUCACAAGACAAUCCUCAGGCUAGCACUUCAUCUGCACAGUCUCACACGCGGACACAGCCUCAGCCCGGUACAUCAGCACAGCUCCAGACCACUGGGAUGACAACCCAACAGCCCCACUUCAUCCAGGUGAAGGAGGUGAAGCUACUUUUUCUUCCGCAACAGCUGAACAUCCAAGCCUCUGCUCUAAUAGCCCAGCCCCAGCUGCAGCUCAGGACCCAGAACGUGCCGCAGACAUUCAACCGAAUGCAAGGCAAUCUCAUUCAGAUUGAGCCACAGCCCUUGGCCCAAGCCCCUGCCCAGCUCCCAGUCCAGGCAACACAUCCCCCUCAGGUGAUACCGAUGAUCCCCCCUGCAGUGCUAAUAGCUGCAGCCCCAGAGAGACUAGGACCUCCAGAGGCUGGUCACCGGAUCAUCCUUGGGAGCCAGGCACCUGGACAGGCUGUUCCCAAUCCUCCACCACAAGCUGGUGGCUCCAGUGUGGGUCCACCAGCCCGCAGCCUCAACAUUAGGGUAUCCAAUGUGAACUUUAACCUUCCCGUUCCUCCAGCUCCAACAGCUUCAGUCCCUCACAAUGGAGGGGUGGCUCGUCUCCUUAUGGUCCCGAACCCAGAGAGGCUCAAUCCAGCCCCUGGUCUGGUUGUGGUCCCCCCUGCACCAGAGGACAUUCCCAGAAUAGAGGAUGCAAGGCCUGGUCCCUCUGUACCACGAGAGAAUCCAGAGCGGCCUCCUCACGUCACAACCCUCAUCACUGGUGUUCUGGAUCUAUUCCCAGAUGUUCAAGAAGCCUAUGUAGCAGAACUGAUCCAAAGGAAUAAUGUGAAAGACUUGAAUGUUAUCUGUAACCUGCUGUUGGAGAACCCAGAGUAUCCAAGGAGGGAGACUGCAGCCGCCAAUGCAGCUCCCACCAGCAUCCUCCUGGAGUCUGGAGACACCCAGACAGAGGUGAGCGAGGACCUGUUUGACUUUACCAAGCUGGGCGCAGUGGGACCUGAGGCUGUGAUGCAAGCUGCCGACCUGCUCAUGGCAGACUUCAGGAUGCUCAGCUGUCAGGACAUCAAAUGGGCCCUCAAUGCUCUGAAGGGACACUAUGCAAUUACACGCAAGGCCUUAUGUGAAGCUCUGAAGAAGUGGAAGGAUUCAGGCGACCCCUCAGGAAAGAGACGACGGAGCAGAGCCUCCUCUGAGCGCUGCUACAUUGAUUUCCAUUUCGAGCAUGGUUCAGUGAAGUUUGAGAAGAGGAUGUAUUUCUUGGAGAACGACCGUCGCUACUACAGGACGUACAGCAAUCUGGAAGCUUCUGUGCAGAAGGAGCUGUCGUUCUAUCAGCAGAAAGCCAAGGAAUGGGCAGAGCAUGAGGACUUCCUCUUGGCACUGCAGGUCAAUGAAGAUGAAUAUAAGAUGGACGGCCAGCUGAUCGAGUGUGGCUGCUGCUACGGAGAGUUUGCGUUUGAGAAGAUGACGCAGUGUUCAGACGGUCACCUGUUCUGUAAAGACUGCCUGUUGAAAUAUGCUCAGGAGGCAGUGUUUGGCUCAGGAAAGUCGGAGCUGAGCUGCAUGGAGGGGGGCUGCCUGUGCUCUUACCCAGUGUUUGAGCUGGAGAAGGUCCUUCCAGAGAACAUACUGUGUAAAUAUUAUGAGAGGCAGGCGGAGGAGGCGGUCGCUGCCACCUGUGCUGACGAACUAGUGCGGUGUCCGUUUUGCAACUUCCCCGCCCUGUUGGACAAAGAUAGGUCUCUGUUCAGCUGUCCUAACCCUCGGUGCCGCAAGGAGAGCUGUAGAAAGUGCCAUGUCCAGUGGAAGCAGCAUGUGGGGAAGACGUGUGAGCAGGUCCUGGAGAGAGAUGAGAUCCGCAUGAGGGUGCUCUUUGAGGAGCGUAUGACGGCGGCUCGAGUGAGGAAGUGUGUGAAGUGCGGGACGGGCCUGGUCAAGUCGGAGGGCUGCAACCGCAUGUCGUGCCGCUGCGGCAGCUUCAUGUGCUACCUCUGCCGAGAGCCCAUCACCGGCUACAACCACUUCUGCCAGCACGCCCGCUCUCCUGGCGCGCCGUGCCGUCACUGCCGCAAGUGUUCCCUCUGGACCGACCCCACGCAAGAUGACGAGCGAAUCAUUCAGGAGAUCCAGAAGGAGGGUGAGGAAGAGCUGAAGAAGAAAUGUGCAGAUAAUUCAGGGAAGAGGGUGGGUCCUCCUCUGGAGCCCGUCGCCGACACCAAGCGGCCGCGGGUGGGUCCGCCGCCCGAAAACCCCCCCAUCCCCCUGGCACCUCCUCCCCAGGCGGUGCAAGCUCCCCUGUUCGUCCCUCCGCGCGCCCGCUACCCCCCACCUCCUCCUCAGGGCAGGAUAUACCACCAGGUGAUUGUGCCUCGGCUGCCCCCGGCUCCCUAUGUGCCCCCCCUGCAGCACCUGCCCCCGAUCAAUGACAACAACAAUCACCACCACCUCAACGCUCCCGUCAACCCUCAUCACCACAACAUCGACGUAAUGGACCUGCCCAUGCACUACGGACCCCCGCACCGCUACUACAGACGCUUCUAACAGACGUCCUUCUAACAGACGCUCUGUGACGAGUGUGAGAAUUCGGCUACAUCCACACCGCGACGCUCUCGUUUGAAAACGCAUCAGCUCUGCUACUGAUACACCUGAUGUGUUGUAGAGCCGCUGAAACGGAGAAGUGGUGAAACGCUGCCGGCCCCGUUUUAGUUUGAAACCUCCCGGGCUGUGUUUUAAUCCGACUGGGCGGAAACUGAGAUGUGAGGAAACGAUGACAGAGACACUCACAGCUCGCUGAUUGGUUCUUUUCCUGUCACGACGUAGCCUUUGCUGAUUCGUCAGGCUCCUUUCAAGUAUUAGCUUCAGCUUCCAGCGUAGAACACGACAUGGAUACGUUGAAUAGACGUGUGUAGAAUAACAAGCGUUGCUGACCCUGUUGCCGUUGCUAACAGCUGUUGUGCAGUUAAAUUCUGUAUUUUACAACGAUACAACUGUUUAUGUGUAUAGGUGACGAGUUCGUUGACUUGUUUGUAGCCUUGCUGUUUCUGCAAACUAACACCAAAUGCCCUGUGUACGCGAGUGGUCACGUGUUAUGCGUUUGCAGGCGUGGUUGUAUCGACAGGGAUUAAAACUGAUAAGGAGCCAAAACACAUGUGUGGACGGAUCAUUUUAUUUUGACAAGGUAGUCUUAGUGUGGAUGUAGCCUUAAUCCUGUUGCGAUUAUGUCCUCGUCGGACUCACGUCCUCACGUCCUGUUACUACAGUUCUACUUCUGAUUUCAGUGGCGGGUUUUGAGAUCUGAUGUUCUUUUUUUCCGUGAGCAUCACCUUUUUCCUGUUCCUUUUCUCGUCCUGUUUCACAUCUCGGGUCUCGGACCUUCUGCUCGACGCGUCCUUUUGGCUUCAGAUAGUAAAACACACUGAAAUGAUUGAUACACACACGCACACGCACACACGUUCAGACACUUUGCCUUCUCCUGGUGAACUUGGGGCUUAGGAUCCUCACGUUACAUGUUCCAUCGUUCCUCUUUAUAUGCGUGAAUAUUUGGGUUGAACUGACAAAUGGUGGAGAAUCUUGAGACGGGUCGGUCCCUGUUUGUACAGAUAUUUUUGAGACAAUAAAAAAAAAGACAAUUAACAUUCCCUCCUGUAUCUUUUUGUGUAAUGUGUGAGACCACACGAUUUUCUAAUAAAGCUUUGUGUUCA